This is a messenger RNA of Hipposideros armiger (great roundleaf bat), 2156 nucleotides long. RefSeq names its product Coenzyme A synthase (gene COASY). Gene Ontology annotation, biological process: coenzyme A biosynthetic process. The coding region runs from base 115 to 1827 and encodes 570 amino acids. The record is from RefSeq and is a predicted model, not a curated record. Gene Ontology annotation, molecular function: ATP binding; dephospho-CoA kinase activity; pantetheine-phosphate adenylyltransferase activity. NCBI's taxonomy places the organism in Eukaryota, Metazoa, Chordata, Mammalia, Chiroptera, Hipposideridae. The transcript has 10 exons.
CUCGGAGUCGCAGUUCCGGAAUUAGUGUUUCCGGGUCGCGUCCGGGGUGAGGGGGGGAAAGCCUCGGCGGUGUUGCUAGCGGAACCAAAGCCUGGAGGUCUCAGACUAGGCAGCAUGGCCGUAUUCCGGUCGGGCCUCCUGGUACUGACGACGCCGCUGGCCUCCCUGGCCCCUCGCCUGGCCCCUAUCCUGACCUCGGCGGCCCGGCUGGUGAAUCACACGCUCUAUGUACACCUGCAGCCGGGCAUGAACCUGGAGGGCCCGGCUCAGCCCCAGUCCAGCCCCGUGCAGGCCACAUUUGAGGUUCUCGAUUUCAUCUCGCACCUGUACGCUGGCGCCAACGUCCACACGCACCUGGACGUCAGAAUCCUGCUGACCAAUAUCCGAACCAAGAGCGCCUUUCUCCCCCCCAUGCCCAGCUCAGUCCAGAACCUGGCCCACCCGCCGGAGGUGGUGCUGACUGACUUCCAGACCCUGGAUGGAAGCCAGUACAACCCGGUCAAGCAACAGCUAGAGCGUUAUGCCACCAGCUGUUACAGUUGUUGUCCACAACUGGCUUCAGUGUUAUUAUACCCUGAUUAUGGGCCUGGAGAGCUGUCUGUGGAGCCCCUGGAUGUCCCCUUACCCUCCACUAUCAGGCCAUCCUCCCCCGUGGCCAGAUCUCCAAAGCAGCCCGUGCGUGGCUACCACCGUGGGGCCGUGGGUGGCACAUUUGAUCGCCUGCACAAUGCCCACAAGGUGUUGCUCAGUGUCGCCUGUAUCCUGGCCCAGGAGCAGCUUGUGGUGGGAGUAGCAGACAAAGACCUGUUGAAGAGCAAGUUGCUCCCUGAGCUGCUCCAACCCUAUGCAGAACGCGUGAAACAUCUGAGUGAGUUCCUGGUGGACAUCAAGCCCUCCUUGACUUUUGAUAUCAUCCCCCUGCUGGACCCCUAUGGGCCCGCGGGCUCUGACCCCUCCCUGGAGUUCCUGGUGGUCAGCGAGGAGACCUGUCGUGGGGGGAUGGCCGUCAACCGCUUCCGCCUUGAGAAUGACCUGGAAGAGCUUGCCUUGUACCAGAUCCAGCUACUGAAGGACCUGUGCCACGAGGAAAAUGAAGAGGACAAAGUCAGCUCUUCCAGCUUCCGCCAGCGAUUGCUGGGAACCCUGCUUCGGCCACCACAUGAGAGUCCAGAGCUCCCCUCGUGUCUCUACGUGAUUGGGCUGACAGGCAUCAGUGGCUCUGGGAAGAGCUCAAUAGCUCAGCGACUGAAGGGCCUGGGGGCAUUUGUCAUCGACAGUGACCAACUGGGGCAUCGCGCCUAUGCCCCAGGUGGUCCCGCCUACCAGCCUGUGGUGGAAGCCUUUGGAACAGUCCUCUGUCUCUGUCAUCCAGAUAUUCUCCAUAAAGAUGGCAUUAUCAACAGGAAGAUUCUGGGCAGCCGGGUUUUUGGCAACAAGAAGCAGCUGAAGAUGCUCACGGACAUUAUGUGGCCAGUUAUUGCAAAGCUGGCCCGAGAGGAGAUGGAUCAGGCUGUGGCUGAGGGAAAGCAUGUGUGCGUGAUCGAUGCCGCCAUGCUCCUUGAAGCUGGCUGGCAGAACAUGGUGCAUGAGGUGUGGACCGUUGUCAUCCCUGAGACUGAGGCUAUACGACGAAUUGUGGAGAGGGAUGGCCUAAGUGAGGCUGCAGCUCAAAGCCGGCUGCAGAGCCAGAUGAGUGGGCAGCAGCUUGUAGACCAGAGCCACGUGGUGCUGAGCACCUUGUGGGAGCCACAUGUCACCCAGCUCCAGGUGGAGAAAGCCUGGGCCCUCCUGCAGAAGCGCAUCCCCAAGACGCCAUCAGGACCAUGACUGACAAUGAGUUUUCUGUGGGGCUAGAUUGGCCCCUCUCGGAGCUGACAAGAUCCAGGGGUGAAGAGGAAUGGGGGCCUCAAUGCUCAUCCUGGCUUGGGCCUUGAGCGCUCUGAGCUAAGCUGGGCAGGGCUGGGCCUGGUGGACACAGUAAGCCUACCUAGCUUGCUGGUGUUUGGCCAACACUGAAGAUGUGGCUCAUGGGGGAGCAGGCCCCUUUGGCAUUCCAACCCCACUCUUGCCUACAGGUGUCUGAUACCUACAGCUGACUGGGGCUGGGGUAAACGCUGGAUCAUGUAACAGAAUUAAAGGUGAAUGCUUCCAGGUGA